AUGGACUUUCCGACGCUUCGCACCAGCGAGGCCAAAGAUCUUGCCAAGUAUCUCCGGGAUGCAGCUUCCCACUCAACCACCAAGGGCAUCACCAAUACCCUUCUGAAGGGUAUCGAUUCUGGGGCUCUUCCACCGCGUGUGUUUGGGAUCUGGCUAACGGCAAGCAAUGAUCCCGACGUCGUGAACGACGGCGUGCGACAGGACUUUUCCCGGUAUGUUCGAUUGGCGGCCAUCUCGCAUUGCAAACGAUGGCUUCGAACUUCUCGUGCCGAGCUUGCUUGGACCGCCCUUGGUGGCACCGCUGGUAUCCUGGAAUUCCUUAAUGGCGCCUCUGUGAACGACGUCAAAUGCUUUUGCCGUAGCAUCUACAAGACAGGAUCGUCGACCUAUGCUCGUGAGCAGCGUCAACGAUACGUCGAGGAACUUUUCAAGGCCCUAGAUUCCCAGCUCUGCCCAGACUCGGAAGUGAAGACGAAUGAUCAACGGCCUCUGGCGCAAUAUCAUCACAAGCUACUCGGUGCAUGCUGUCCGGAUUUUGCACUCACAUUCUGGUCCCAACACUGGACAAGACUGGACCGCGAUGCUUCAAUCUACGUGUUCAGCGCACUUCCCUCAGCCGCGCGACUGCAAUGCUUAGAUGUCAUCGCAAAAGAACCGGAAUCGCCGAAAGCAAAGGACAAUCUUCGAAGAUUACUACAACUUGAUAUCGGAGGCCGCAGCAGUACUUUUGACAACUCCGUUCCGUCACACCUGCUAUUCUUGAUGGAUGUGCUCCGAAAGAUCUGUCAGGAUGCUGACCUUAUUGGGUUGGACCACGGAAUCAUCCACUCCACGGUCAUAGGCCCUCUAUUCCAACGACUGCGUCGGCGCAAGAGCGACGCAGAGACAGUUGGAGAAGCAGUGCGCCUGUUCGUCGACUAUCGCUGGCAUCUGGUAUCAAAGGGCAAAGACCUGGCGAGCCUACCUGAGAAGUACGUUCUGUAUACAAUAGUCCAUCGAUGGGCCCGAUAUCCAGAUGCAUUGCAAGUCUCGCUCGAGCGGAUUCUGAAUACUGCCCCCUUCUCGCAUCAGCCGAAUGAGAAAACAGCAGAGGACUUGCUCAGACUUGUGUCAAUGCAAAGACGUUAUGAAUUCCUUCGGCUCUUGAUGAAGAGGACGAACACUGCAGCCGAUAUUGACAUCGACGAGGAUUUGACGCACAUCCCCUUCCGCUGGUCACCUGGCCUACUUUUGCUGCUUCCUAGACAGAAGGCUCGACAGUUGUUAGAGCGACUCAUUCAACUCAAGCCGAACGAUACCUAUGGGAAUUGGCGCCCAAACGGACACGAGCUUUCAAAACAGCAUGACGGUGAUCCUACCUGCCUGCUCUUGUUACUCUCAAGGGGCGACGAUGAUGGUCUGAGAAUGGCGUCUACUGCUGUCGAAGAGAUCAAAGAAAAAGCGUACAAAGCCCGUCAGCAGGAGUUAAGGGCUGCUCUUGUGCAGCGGACGCUCGAUUGUGCCGUGGCAUCUGGCUCUCUUGACUUUUAUCGCGAUGCUCUGAUUUGGACGAGAAGGUACAUCAAGGAUCCACUCACAAGUAUGAAAAUCUACGCCGCUCGGAGCCUUUGCACCGACGAAGGGAUCGAGUUGCUUUGUGGAUUUUCCUCUGCGUGGGGCGACUUGGGUUCAUCUACUGCUGAGCAGGUAUGCCGCGACGUCCACAAGGCGAAUCGAAUAUGUGAGGAUCUGGUAGAGACGGCACGAAUGGCUCUCAAUGAUCCGGGCUUUCAAGCGUACCACUGGAAAGAUGCCAUGACACUCUUGGACGAAGUGGUGCAGAAGAGAAUCAACUCUCUUCACCGCUUGCAGAAGAAGACGGGACUGGACGAGUCUUCUCUGUUCGAUAUUGUGUGGCAACCCACGAUCGACACAGUCUUCAAGCUGGAAUCCAUUGGCCUGCUUGAGAGUAGUUCUGAACUGGGAUUAGACGAUCCAGAAGGCAUCUUGUCUUCGCUCUGCCGGCUACCACAUAUGUCAGAAUCCACCCUCAAGUUCCUGGAUACACUUGCAAGACUUCGAAACGGCAUGUGGGUAGAGCACCGCCAGAAGCGCCAUCCUGAAACAAUGACAUUGCCAGAAAACUUUCCACGAGGACUGGCGAUACAGCAUUUGAACAGUUGUGACUUCAAAGACGAAUUCGAUUUCUACGAUUUGCCGUUUCUUCGGGAGCGUGCUAAGCAAAUUGUGUUUAUCGAUUCGCACCACGCAUUGCUCCCACUUUCGAAAUUCGAAGACGUCAAAGAUUCCGUGGACGUCUUCAUGGAUAAUUGGGCAACAGCAGCUCGCGCAUAUCUAUACACGCAUCCCAAGUCAGAGAGGUACGAAAGAGCAGUUGAGGUAUGGAAGCAUGCCACUGGACCCCUCUCACGACCUCGCAUGUCUUCUCUCGAAGCCGCGCAAUUCUGGCAGCAUGUCUGGCAAAACAACAGCCCGUUCCAAGAAAUGAAGGGUCCUUGGAACACGAGAAACCUCUUCGAACAAGCCCCAGAACCGCGUUUACCAGAGAUGGAAGACGAAGAUCAACCAAUUGAAUGGCAUCCAGAUCCGGAAGGACGACGCACAGGGCUCAAAACGCGGGCAUUGGAAGUUACUGUCCUGGAUGCCAUGCUGGCCCAACAUGGCUUGAACAUGGAAGAGAGGCUAUCAAAGACUGCGAGCGUUUAUGAGACAGUGAGCACGAAUCUCUGGCAGCGACAUGUAAAACGGUACUCGAAGAUGAGUAUCAAACCAGCGACGCAGGAAGCUCUCAUCGCAGCUUCUUUGCUCUGUGUGAGCGAGAAAACAAAAUGUCCCGGCAUCCUAUCAAAACCAUUCCCUUCAACUGUCCACCCAAGAUUUCCGGCUCUCUAUCUCGACGAAGAGUUCUUGGAGCAGCCAGAUGUCAAGAAUAGCGUAUAUCAAGCCAUUUCGGCAUUGGAGUGGCUCUCGGAUCAGACGCCACCGCAAUUGCUUCUCGAGCUCACAAGGAAGGUCCUGGGAGCCGACAACAGCGAUAGACGUGCUUUGGCUCUUCUCCGAAUCCUCACUCGAUGCGAUAGACCUCAGUUUGCCCUCGAUAUCAUCCAGGAAACGAUCCUAGAUCAGCCCCAGAAUAGUUCUUGGCAUCGCAGUCUCCUCAGGAAAGGCUUCCUAGGCUUCCUCCCUCAGGCCACGGUCAAAUCGUUCUUGGAGAGUCUCAGCAGGUCAAUGAUAGUCAAGGUCCAGCACAGUCGUAGUGACGGCGACGGCGACGGCGAAGGCGCACCUGCAGUCAAGGUCACUACUGUCAAGAUGUUAGCUCAGCUCCUCGUGGACGCCAUGUUCGUGGAUCUAACAACCACAGCACAGAUCCUGGCCGAGAUCUUUGAAGGCAGCAGGCACAUCGACAUUCGUGUAGCCGUCGUGGAAGGCUUGCUCCAUAUUCUUGCCACGACUGAGAAAGACGAUCUCAAAGUUCGCGUGUUGGACAUGUUGGAGCAGAAGGUUGUGCCAAUCAUGGCCAGCCUCGACGAACGCCGACCCUUGACGGAGGAUGAAUGGCGAGAAUUUGAGAGGACCGAUUUCGCAGAGAUGCCGGAAGUAUACAUGGAGCGAUCACCACGGGAACUACCACCUCUAUUGUCCGCCGUGUGCGCGGCUGCGAUGGACGAGAAGAAACAUCGUGAAUGGGUCAGAAGAGUACUCGCGACAAAAGUGCUCUAUCCUACCCUGGAGGAAUCGAUCCGAAACAACCAGCGAUGGCUCAAAGGCUUCUUCAAGCACCUUGGUACCUCCCCGAUCGAGUUUCCCGCCUGUCCUGUGAAACCGGUCUUGUUGUCUGAGCUCCUGGGCAACAAUGGCUACUGCACAAAGGAAGUCCUAGAUCAAUACCUGCGAGUAUUUGCCGCCAACUGCGAGCCAUCGCCACAACUGGAGGCACUCAACAAGGUGAUAUCGGGAGACGCGAAACUGCAGUCUUCCAACGCAGGUCAACAUUGGCUGUCGCUCUGGAGAAAGGGACCCGGAAACCUCUGGCAUAACGACAAAGCCACACCAGCCAGACUUCUCCAACGAAAACCUCACCAUGACCCUCAUUUCCCGACUGUAGAGUACAACCACAUCCAAUCCGUCGUCCUCCAACAAGCCCACAUCCUUCUCCGCACAAUCAAGACUCCAAAUUACACCAGCUGGACCCGCUUCAUCGGAGACCUCAAACCCUGCGACCUCGCCACCAGACCCUCAGAAACCUGGGCAGAGCACUGCCGACCCGUCCUGGAGAGAAUCAUCGACGAAAUCGACACCCUCCGCUCGUCGAAAGCAUGGCGAGAAAACCCUCACCGAAAACCUGCCGUCUUACCGGAUCCCCUGCCUCAACGGGUAUGGCUAACCUUCCACGGACCGCCAGGAGAGGGAGGGCAAUCCUCCUCCUCCUCCCUCGCCCCCAUCGCGACCCGCCUCUCCCUCCUCCUCCAACACCUCACAUCCUCCUCCCCCGAGCGCCCCACCCGCCUCUACCACGACAGCUACCGCCACCUCCUCCAAUACACCCAAACCCUGCGCUUCCGACCCGAAGAUCUGAUGCUCCUGGCUCUGGCGCUGCACUCCAAAGUCACCACCACCACCACCACCACCACCACCACGCCCGAGAGCACGGCGGAUUUUAUGCAUUUCGAUCUCGCGUUUCGUAUGCUCACAUGGUCCGCGUCCGGAUCCGGGUCGCCGCCGCCUGCGGGGGGACCGCGCAGGGUUGCGACGCUCGAGAUGAUCCGCACGUGGGCCCGGUCCCGGGAUGAAGAUGUGAGGAUGCUGGGGUUGGGGUUGUUGUAUCCUCCUGUCGUCGGAGGGGCGGGGGUGCAUGGGAAGAAGCCGUGGUAUAGCGGUGGGGAGUAA
Messenger RNA from Lecanosticta acicola, 4890 nucleotides. The record is from the annotation of a GenBank genome assembly. NCBI's taxonomy places the organism in Eukaryota, Fungi, Ascomycota, Dothideomycetes, Mycosphaerellales, Mycosphaerellaceae.